AACUUGAAAAUUAGAGUGACGUCACGGACGUCGUGUAUAGUACGUACGUCAUCACGUUGCGCUGAUUAAAAAAAAUAUAAACAACGAUCUAAAGAGUGCGAAACCAUCCUAUAAAGUUAAUUUGGAUUGCAGUGAAUAACAUUUAUUGUGGAAUAAUAGUGAAGUGCGGAGAUUACUGAGUAAAUACCAAAAUAAUCUUCGCGUUCAAUCGUUACGAUAAUCGUGUACCCACAACUAAAAUUAUUUGUGUAAAGCGAGUAAUAAAAGCCAAAAUAAACAUAACAUUUAUAUUUAUAUAGAAAUACAAAAACUGUAAACAAAAUAUUACAAACUAUUUACAAAAAAACGACACCUGUUGAAGUUGUUGUGAACUAUCAUAAAUUGAUCGAUACCUACAUAGCAAUGGCCGUGAAGUGCAAUGCGUGUUUUAAAUACAUGUCGGUAAAAGAGGGUGUUGUUUGUCCCCGCUGUAAAGAGGCAAAUCAUAGGGCAUGCGUAAACAUCCCAAAUGACGCCCAGAUUCAUAGCUCCUGGUUGUGUCCAAAAUGUAAGGCUGCGUUACCGACAAACAAUGAAAAUAGCACUCCCUUGCGAGGAGCCGGCAUUACGUAUGUUUUGGACGACUCAUUGGCGGAAUCGUCUGCCACCCAGCCAGCCAGCAUGGAGCUGUGUAGCUCUGCUGGCACCGCCCCCCCUAGCAUCAUCGCACCGGAGUACAGGGAGCCCGAGCCUGACUUAUCUACCGAAUUGCGUCAGUUCUGUGCGGAGAUGCGACAGACUCGGGAGGAGUUCCGCGCCUUCCGUCAGGAGAUGCUAGAAAUGCGAGCCCUAGUGUCUUCCUGCGAUGCGCGCCUCACCAAGCUGGAGGCGAGAGUCGUCGAGUUGGAGCAGCGCGCAACCGGUGGCAGUGAGGUUGGCCACGGGGACGUCAUUUGCAUGCUGGAGGCGACAGUCGCUCAGCUGCAGCAGGAUCUCGAUGAUCGUGACCAGGAGAUGCUUCAAAACGACAUUGAAAUCUCUGGCGUGCCGGAGGAGAGCGGAGAAAACGUCACCCACUUGGUUGCGGCGUGUGCCGCGAAGCUGGGUAUGACGGUCGAUGAUCGCGAGAUUGUCAGCUGCAUGCGGGUGGGAGGGGUGCGCGCGGAUAGCGGAGGCGUCCCUCGCCCGCGCAACAUCGCUGUGCGACUCGCGCGCCGCACAGCGCGCGACCAGUUCUUGCGUGCCGCACGUGUGCGCCGCACCCUCACCACGGAAGGAAUGGGACUUCGCAGCGAACCUCGUCGAGUAUAUGUCAACGAGCGUCUAACGAAACGCAACCGCUCUUUAUUCGGCCGGGCACGAAUGUUAGCCAGCGGCCUAAAUUGGCGGUUUGUAUGGACGCGGGACGGCAGAAUCUUUACUCGUCGAGACCAAGGGGACCCUGUAAAUCGGAUUAGAUCAGAAAAGGAUCUCGACAGUGUUUUUGGGUCAGCACAAGUUCGUCCCGCUCCCGCAGCUGCCGGGAGAAAUAUACCAGUUGCUGCUGUCUAA
Messenger RNA from Pectinophora gossypiella (pink bollworm), 1530 nucleotides. RefSeq lists its product as uncharacterized. The coding region runs from base 403 to 1530 and encodes 375 amino acids. The record is from RefSeq and is a predicted model, not a curated record. The transcript has 2 exons. Lineage: Eukaryota; Metazoa; Arthropoda; Insecta; Lepidoptera; Gelechiidae.